Molecule: messenger RNA, 588 nt
Organism: Alternaria burnsii
Lineage: Eukaryota; Fungi; Ascomycota; Dothideomycetes; Pleosporales; Pleosporaceae
Product: duf-domain-containing protein
Exons: 3
Coding region: 1-588 (195 amino acids)
Source: RefSeq, a predicted model, not a curated record
AUGUCCCCCCUCGCCCCAGCACCCCAACCCAUCGGCGUGUUCCCCCAGUUCCUUGCCACAGGCCCAGAAACACUUGUCCUCAAAGAAAAAGUCAUCUCGCUCAGCGGCGACAGUUUCAGCAUCAAGCUCGCGAAUGGCACGCCAGUCCUCCAGGUGGAAGGAAAGGUCAUGAGUCUGACUGGUCGUAAAAAGAUGUUCGAUAUGCAAGGAAACCACCUGUGUAGUAUCGUGAAGGAGCACUUCCAUCUCCAUUCCACAUAUGUAGUGGAGAGUGCGAAGGGAGAUAAGAUUAUGGAGGUCAAGAGUAGUUUUAAAUUACUCGGAUCCAAAGCGACAGCGACAUUCACUUCCUCGAAUGGGAAACAAGAAGUUCUCACCAUGCGCGGCAACUUCUUCGAUACUCAGGCUGAUAUUCUAGAUGAAGCACAAGGCGGUCUGGUAGUCGCCCGUAUCGACCGCAAGAUUCUUAGCGGCAAAGACAUAUUCUUCGGCCAACAAACUUACGGUGUGCAAAUAGCACCAGGAGUAGAUAUGGCUCUCAUUGCUGCACUGUGCAUCUGUCUUGAUGAGAAGAACAACGAGGGCUAG